This is a messenger RNA of Branchiostoma belcheri (Belcher's lancelet), 2009 nucleotides long. RefSeq lists its product as uncharacterized. The transcript is spliced from 2 exons. The record is from RefSeq and is a predicted model, not a curated record. NCBI's taxonomy places the organism in Eukaryota, Metazoa, Chordata, Leptocardii, Amphioxiformes, Branchiostomatidae. Bases 25 to 1806 code for a protein of 593 amino acids.
GCUCAUCAGGACGACCUUGGAUCCAUGAGCCUCGACCUUGAGGGUUCCCUGACCCAGAGCCAGAGGAGGACGUGGCACGACCUGCUCCUGUCCCCUCCCGAGGUCACACAGCCACGCAGCAUCGCUACCAUGGUAACGGACGAUGUUUCCCGGGCAACCACUCCACCCAUCUCCUCCACUUUGGCAAUACCAGGUGGGGUUGAAACAGCUAUACCGGCAGCAACUUUGCAACCAGUGGUAUCAAGUGCUGUCACUCAGUCAACACUUGGCUAUUCAAGGGUCCCCCCAUCAACACAACAGCCUGGGAUCGCAUCUUUAGGAGCAGGGAAUGUGCCAAGUUUUGCUGCAGACGUAGGGAGAGGGGUGCUGGGCUAUAGCUCCGUUAGACAACCGGUACAACAAGCGACAACCACAACAAGCCAACCAACGACUACAGGCCUGUCUACCACUACAGCACCUGUGCCAUCGUCACAGCCAACCCUUUCAAUGGAGGGAACCAAGUAUAGCGAUCUUGCUCAGCGGCUGUCCCAGCUUAUCGACGACAAGCUGUCUUUGCCAUCAAGUUCUCGAUCCUCAGCCCCGCAACCGCUCGGAAGCGUGUUUUCCCCGCUGGCCAGCCAACCGAGGGCCAUGUCUCAGGCCAGAAUCGACCAAUCGAGAAGCUUGUUUUCCUCGUUGGCAACCCAGAGCUUCUUCCCGACCGUGGACGCUCUCUCGUCUUCCAGUGAGGGGUUGGAUGUCUCGGAUAUCGGAAACCCGAACUUCCCCCAUUACUCUGUCAAACCACUGUCCUUACAAGAGGCCAGUUUUGCCCCGCUUCAAAAGCUGGAGGAGAGUGGUGAGAUUAAGACAUCUGCAGGAGGAGGGGUGGAAGAUUAUAGCCAGGAGGAUAGAGGAAGGCAGUCUGAGGAUUCCUCCAGUGCUGUGUCGAUGGUGUCUACCGAGGGUAGUGAACAGGGAGGUCCACUACUCACACAGCGAAGUCUCAACUCUUUCAGUUCUGUCUCCGAUGACUUCCGGCCACUGAAACCCGCUCACGACCCCACCUUGGAGUCUCUUCCCGACCACACGCAAGUCGGAAAGCCGCCGAAGCUGCAACAAUUUCAGUCUCCUGGCAGCUUCGCGCCAUUAAAACCGUCAAGCGACGCGACCCUGGAUUCAACCCAUCUGAGCGACUUCUCCUCCAUCAGGGGGUCACCUGUCAAAGGGCAAAGGUUUCCCGGCUUGACCUCUUGGUCAAAGGGUAUAGGUCAGGGGUCAAACGUCAUGACCUCUUCACCCUUGAAGACCAUGCGGACGCCGGGAGGAGGUUCGGGUGGGUUUGUCUCCUCUCAGCAGCUCCGUGAUGAUGUUCAGGCGAUGAGGGAACGCCAUCGCAGGGAGAGGGAGAUCCUGCUGGAGGGCGCCCUGUCACAUCUGGAGAGGGAGGAUUUCGGCCCAGCUCUGCCAAAGGAGGAGAGAGGCAUACUAGAAGAGUCAGACCUCACACUGGUGGAGUCUACCCUGAUAGAAGGGCCAAUCGCUGACGAUAAGGAUGAAACACUACGCGAGGAGGGAAAAAAGAGGGAGGACAGUGGCUCAUCUUUGGUAGAGGGACGGUUAGCAGACACAGACACCCUGCAGGAGGAGGUAGAACACAGCGAUGACCAGAGUCCGUCUCUGAUGUCGUUUGAACAGCACGAGUGGUCUGUUAGUCUGGAGUCCAGUCUGAACAGUGGGGAGCAGGCAGAAGCAAGAGGAUCCACUCAGACAGGUCAGGUUCUCUCCAUCAGACUUCUUUGCUGCCUGAAAAGAAACUGUUAUUAAUGCAGUAGAAUACGUAUUAAUGAAAUUUUGGGUGAAAAUUGUUGAGGAUUAGUGGUUUUUGCAAAGAUUUUGUAUUCCUUAAAGUUUCCUUAAAGUUUGUUUUGCAAACACUUUCAUUUUUUGCUUGCAGCAAUGGCAAAUGUACAAACACACUCAAUACACCCACAACCUCCACACACAUGUACUCAAUACACACACAUACC